Bombina bombina (fire-bellied toad) is the source of this 693-nucleotide messenger RNA. RefSeq names its product H/ACA ribonucleoprotein complex subunit 3. Gene Ontology annotation, biological process: positive regulation of telomerase RNA localization to Cajal body; snRNA pseudouridine synthesis; rRNA pseudouridine synthesis. Gene Ontology annotation, cellular component: box H/ACA telomerase RNP complex; box H/ACA snoRNP complex. NCBI's taxonomy places the organism in Eukaryota, Metazoa, Chordata, Amphibia, Anura, Bombinatoridae. The record is from RefSeq and is a predicted model, not a curated record. Gene Ontology annotation, molecular function: box H/ACA snoRNA binding; telomerase RNA binding. The coding region runs from base 75 to 269 and encodes 64 amino acids. The transcript has a single exon.
GGCUACUUACGUGUGUGAGAAGUCCUAGAGAGAACUGCACGUUGCUGUGUAUGAUCGCGGGCUGCUGAGGCACCAUGUUUCUUCAAUACUAUCUAAACGAGCUAGGGGAUCGGGUGUACACUAUGAAGAAGGUGGAUCCUGAUGGGCAGCCGACAUCUUCUGCUCAUCCUGCACGGUUUUCCCCUGAUGAUAAAUAUUCCCGGCAUCGCGUCACUCUCAAGAAAAGAUUUGGUCUCCUCCUGACCCAGCAACCAAAACCUGUGAUGUGAGACCUCCUGGAACCGAUUAGAGACAACAACCCAUAAUUCAAGCCGACCAACCACAUGGAAAGUUUUCAUCAUGCUGCCUUAUUGUGUACAGACAUUUUCUGUUUAAACAUAAACAUGUCAUGUUGGAAUUGUGUAGGUCUCUAAUGACCAAUUAUAAAGUAACUGGACCUCUCCAACCCCACUCCUCCACCACCUGUGCUAUUACCCUAGCACAGACUCUCAGCCAAUUCUUGUAGAGGGAUCGGACCAGCCUCACUCUGGGAAAGGCUAAAUCAAUCUCUUUCCGCUGCUAUAUGGCAUUACAUGAAACUGGGUAGAGCAGGUGGGAUAUCUGCCCUUUUAUCAUUUUAUUUUAUCCAUUUUCUGUUCUAUGCCUUGUCACUGUCCUGGCAAAUCUGCCAUUAAAGCCCAGGGUUGCCGCAAA